Spea bombifrons (plains spadefoot toad) is the source of this 3436-nucleotide messenger RNA. It is a transcript of the gene MIB2, whose product is annotated as MIB E3 ubiquitin protein ligase 2. Gene Ontology annotation, cellular component: cytoplasm. The transcript has 19 exons. Gene Ontology annotation, molecular function: zinc ion binding; protein binding; ubiquitin-protein transferase activity. Gene Ontology annotation, biological process: protein ubiquitination. Lineage: Eukaryota; Metazoa; Chordata; Amphibia; Anura; Pelobatidae. The record is from RefSeq and is a predicted model, not a curated record. The coding region runs from base 218 to 3097 and encodes 959 amino acids.
GUCCCUUCUGUCAGAGGAGAACGACCAAACUGGAAAGGGAAAUGCGGAUCCGUCACUAAGCAGAAUAAGCGAUUUACUGAGGAAGCGGGACAGGUUUUUGCUGUUCCCUUAUUCGCAAAGGUCUAAGAAAGCAUUAUUGUAUUCCACGUUAAGCAGGGCCUUCCAUGGCAGGAAGUCUUUGACACGAUGUCUCCAUCAGCCACGUUGCUAGACUGAAAUGGACUGUGACCCCUCUGCUAACAUGCAGGUGGGAAUGCGUGUGGUGAGGGGAGUGGAUUGGAAAUGGGCCAACCAGGACAACGGCGAAGGCAGCGUGGGAACGGUCGUGGAGAUCGGCAGACAGGGCAGCCCCACGACGCCCGACAAAACCGUAGUCGUCCAAUGGGAUCAUGGCACCAGGACUAACUAUCGGGCGGGUUUUCAGGGCGCCUAUGACCUCCUGCUGUAUGAUAAUGCUCAAAUAGGUGUUCGCCAUCCUAACAUCAUCUGUGACUGUUGCAAGAAGCAUGGAAUCCGCGGAAUGCGUUGGAAGUGCAAAGUCUGUUUUGACUAUGACCUGUGCACCCAAUGUUACAUGAACAACAAACAUGACUUGGCCCAUGCCUUUGAAAGAUAUGAGACUGCCCACUCCCGACCAGUCAUACUGGGCCCUCGUCAGGGGCUACAGCGUGCUAUGCUCAAAGGGAUUUUCCAAGGAGCGAAGGUGGUACGUGGCCCAGACUGGGAAUGGGGCAAUCAGGAUGGUGGUGAAGGCAAAUUAGGUCGCGUUGUUGAUAUUCGCGGAUGGGACGUUGAGACGGGCCGAAGUGUGGCUAGUGUGACAUGGGCAGAUGGGACCACAAACGUAUACAGAGUUGGGCACAAGGGCAAAGUAGAUCUGAAAUCUAUCACGGAGGCUUCUGGAGGCCAUUAUUACAGAGACCACUUACCCAAACUCGGGCCAUUCCACUUGUCUUUAGGUAAACCAGCUGAAAUCCAAAGGAAGGAGAGCUCAGAACGUCAUCCCUUCCAGCAUGGGGACAAAGUCAAAUGCCUUCUGGAUGUUGAAAUUUUACGGGAGAUGCAAGAAGGGCAUGGGGGAUGGAACCCCAAAAUGGCAGAGUUUAUAGGUCAGACAGGAACAGUGCACAGGAUCACAGAACGCGGUGAUGUACGAGUUCAGUACAACAGUGAAACCCGUUGGACUUUUCAUCCAGGAGCUUUAACAAAGCACAACAGCAUUUGGGUUGGUGAUGUUGUGCGUGUGAUGGAUUGCAUGGAUACAGUGAAGAAGCUCCAGGUUGAUCAUGGGGAAUGGACAGAUGAUAUGGCCCCUGCGCUGGGACAGAUUGGCAAAGUGAUCAAAGUAUUCGGAGAUGGAGACAUGAGGGUGUCUGUUGGAGGCCAGUCGUGGACGUUUAACCCUGCCUGCCUCACAGCUUAUCAGCAGGAAGAAGAUGCAAACCUCAUGACCACUGAAAAUGCCAAGGAACCCAAAAGUGCUCUGGUUUCCAUUUUAGAGAAGCUUCUUGCACAGAAGUCGGAUUGUGAAAGCCCUAGCUCGUUGGUUAUUGAAGCGGCCCAUGGCAAUGCCGCCAAAGUGAGAGAGAUUCUUCAAAAACACCCCGACAAGGUGGAUGUUAGAAAUCAGGGCAGGACGGCUUUACAGGUGGCUGCCCACCUGGGAUUCAUAGAGGUGGUGAAGAUCUUACUCCAAGCCAAUGCAAACAUUGACCUUAAGGAUGACGAAGGGGACUCUGCUCUGCAUUACGCCGCUUAUGGGAACCAGGCUGCUGUAGUCAGGGUGCUGCUGGGAAAAGGAGCCGACACGGAGCUUCUUAAUAACACCAAGUUCACCGCUCUUUACAUAGCCGUCAACAAAGGGUUCACAGAGGUGGUGCAAGCCCUGUGCGUUCCCAACUCUAGCAUCAACAUCCAGGACUCUCGUGGUGACACCGCUCUUCACUGCGCCAUCACAGCCGAUUUCAGAAGCAUAAUCGAGAUCCUCACGGAAGUACCCAACAUAGAUUUUACUGUUCAGAAUAACCAGGGAUUCAACCUCCUGCACCACGCGGCGUUAAAGGGCAACGUCCUGGCUGUAAAAAAGAUUCUGGAACGCGCACGUCAGCUGGUCGACUCCAAAAAGGAGGAUGGAUUCACGGCCCUCCAUCUGGCUGCUCUCAACAACCACAGAGAAGUGGUGGAAAUCUUAAUUAAAGAGGGUCGCUGUGACGUCAAUCUCAGGAACAACAGAAAUCAAUCUCCCCUCCAUCUGGCUGUGACCCAGGGCCACGUCAGCUUGGUGCAUCUCCUCCUGACCGAAGACGCCGACGUGAAUGCAGAGGAUGAGGACGGAGACACGCCAAUGCACGUCGUCAUAACGCGUCAGCAUCUGGAAUCUAUCGAGCUCGAGCAAGACGGGGAUGGCUCGGCUCUGCUCGCUAAGCUGCAGGCGUCUGGUUUGUUGGGGAACGUGGAGAUGAAUGCCGGUACCGCAAUGGCCUGCUUUCUGGCACAAUCGGGCGCUGAUAUCAACUAUGCCAAUCACCGUGGAAAGUCCCCGAUGGAUCUGAUAAAAGAUGGGAGGAUAGCACAUCUUGUGAAAGCCUUCUCCCAAAAAUACAGAGAACAUCUGACCGAGUCUGGCUCAUCCACCAUCACCUGCAGCCUGCGCAGGGUUCACACUACUCCGAACACGGUGACCAACCUCAGCCUGCCGUGUGCCGCCAGCCCUUCAGAGUGUUUGGUUUGCUCAGAAAUGGCCGUACUCAUUAACUUCUUCCCUUGCCAACACAGCAUAGUAUGUGAAGAAUGUUCCCGGAGAAUGAAGAAAUGCAUUAAGUGUCAAGUAUCCAUAACCAAAAAAGUUAGGCAAGAUAGCACAGAGGUCGAUUCCUUUCCUAGUUUAGACACAUCAGACCAACGCAAGAUCAUGGAAGAGCUCCAAAACCGAUACCGGCAAAUGGAGGAGCGCAUGACCUGUCCAGUCUGCAUCGACAGCUACAUCAACCUAGUGUUUCAGUGCGGACACGGGUCCUGCGCAGACUGCAGCAUAUCCCUGAGCACCUGCCCCAUCUGCAGGCAGGGGAUCAAAGAUAGGAUUCAGCUAUUUGUCUAGCGAAUGACAGGGAAGCCAUUGGUGCUUCUGCCGCGUCACCUUAGAUCCUGAAGACACAAUACGACAUGCCGUGCAUGACAGCGUGAACGUUUUUAAGACGAGAUGUCCAGAAAGGAGGUUGCCCUAACUUUGCUUAAGGGGAAGUGUGUCUGCUGUGUGUGUUUGAUACUCUAAAGACAAACUAAUAUAUCUAUAUCUAUAUAUAUAUAUAUAUCAGUACUGGAAGGGCUAAUCUGUAUUGCAGUCUUCCUGAAGAAAUUUUCCAGACACAAAGACAAACUCGUUCUCAUCAUCCCAUCAUUAAAUACAGCUGCCCGGCCCUGCCAUUAUACAGCUGUA